Molecule: messenger RNA, 1770 nt
Organism: Sapajus apella (tufted capuchin)
Lineage: Eukaryota; Metazoa; Chordata; Mammalia; Primates; Cebidae
Gene: SPOPL
Product: speckle type BTB/POZ protein like
Exons: 10
Coding region: 219-1397 (392 amino acids)
Biological process (GO): regulation of proteolysis; proteasome-mediated ubiquitin-dependent protein catabolic process
Cellular component (GO): cytoplasm; nucleus
Molecular function (GO): ubiquitin protein ligase binding
Source: RefSeq, a predicted model, not a curated record
UGUUAAAAAUCAUUAAAUUUGUUUAAAAUUCUCACAUGUUCCUUCAUAACCUAGUUUGGGAUAGUAAUUGUUCCAUGAUGUUUUUAUGUCUUAUUUGUCUUCCCUCUUGAUUCUUUCAUCUAAAAUUUUUAAUCAGUACAUCAAACUUUACUUUGUAGAUAAGGUACUCAACUGUGUGGGACACUACAUAAAUCCUAAAAGACUGCAAUAAAGUGGCGAUGUCUCGGGAACCCACCCCACCUCUACCUGGAGAUAUGUCUACUGGUCCCAUAGCAGAAAGCUGGUGUUACACACAGGUUAAAGUAGUAAAAUUUUCCUACAUGUGGACCAUUAAUAACUUCAGUUUUUGUCGAGAGGAAAUGGGUGAAGUGUUAAAAAGUUCAACAUUUUCAUCUGGCCCAAGUGACAAAAUGAAAUGGUGCCUGAGGGUAAACCCAAAGGGAUUAGAUGAUGAAAGUAAAGACUACUUGUCCUUAUAUUUGCUUUUAGUCAGCUGCCCCAAAAGUGAAGUUCGAGCAAAAUUCAAAUUUUCCCUACUGAAUGCUAAAAGGGAAGAAACAAAAGCAAUGGAAAGCCAAAGAGCAUAUCGAUUUGUGCAAGGGAAGGACUGGGGUUUUAAAAAAUUCAUUAGAAGGGACUUUUUGCUUGAUGACGCUAAUGGUCUUUUACCAGAUGACAAGCUUACAUUAUUUUGUGAGGUGAGUGUCGUACAAGAUUCAGUAAACAUAUCAGGACAUACUAAUACAAAUACUUUGAAGGUGCCUGAGUGUCGACUAGCAGAAGAUUUAGGUAAUCUCUGGGAAAACACAAGAUUUACAGACUGCAGUUUUUUUGUGAGAGGACAAGAAUUUAAAGCUCAUAAAUCUGUGCUUGCAGCUCGAUCCCCAGUUUUUAAUGCCAUGUUUGAACAUGAAAUGGAAGAAAGCAAAAAGAAUCGAGUGGAAAUAAAUGAUUUAGACCCUGAAGUUUUUAAAGAAAUGAUGAGAUUCAUUUACACAGGGAGAGCACCAAACCUUGACAAGAUGGCUGACAACUUGUUGGCAGCUGCAGACAAAUAUGCACUGGAACGGCUGAAGGUCAUGUGCGAAGAAGCUUUGUGUAGUAACCUCUCAGUAGAGAAUGUUGCAGAUACCCUUGUCCUUGCAGAUUUGCACAGUGCAGAACAGUUGAAAGCACAAGCCAUAGACUUUAUUAAUAGGUGCAGUGUACUUCGACAGCUUGGGUGUAAAGAUGGGAAAAACUGGAACAGCAACCAAGCAACCGACAUAAUGGAAACAUCGGGGUGGAAGUCCAUGAUUCAGUCUCACCCUCAUUUAGUAGCAGAAGCCUUUCGAGCACUAGCAUCUGCACAGUGUCCACAGUUUGGCAUUCCACGCAAACGGCUAAAACAGUCCUGAAAUCUUCCAUGAACAGUUGAAAAAUGGAAUUGACUUUUACUCCUCCAGGUCCAGAAGGAUUCUAAUAUACAAACCAUAAGCAAGAAUUGUUUCUGUUAUUUUGUCCACAGAACAGAAGCUGAAAAAGCAUAUUGCUUACAUUUCAGGUGGAUAAUGUAUGGUUUAUUCUUCAGCUUUAAAUUAGACUGAUUAAUUCACUUCAAGGCCUUAAAUUAUCUUCAAUGACUUCUCUUGUUCAUCUACUUUAAUUUUUUUUUAUUGUGCCUUGUCAUUUUGACCAAGGCUAUGCAGGAUUGCACUAGCUCCAUAAUGCAGUAAUAUUGAUAACUGAAGAUACUAAGUUUCAAAAGGAUCUUCCAUUAUUUUGCAAAAA